AUGGAGGGUCUUAAAAAUGUGCUCACGGAAUACUACGUUGGUCCCAUCGACAAUGGAAACAACAAGGAGAAGAAAGAUAUCUCGGAUCUUCAGAAGCUGCUGAACGCCGACACUCACCAAGCUGCUCUGAAAUUUGCCGAAGCUUCACUGGAAUGGAGAGAUGAUUUCUUCAUUCAUCAUCCAGUUCUACCCAGACUUACGACUGACUUCAUAACGUGUUGUCGCGAAAUCCCAAGUAUUCAUGCAUUUUAUCGUGUGAUUGCUGAGAAUCGAAAUGGAUAUAUCAUGACUCCUUGCCAUGUCAAUGUUCAUGGAUAUCAUCGAGGAGAUCUUCGUUAUAUAGAAGUCAAUGAUAGGACUGUGACAAAGAGUAAUGAGAGAACAAGUAUCGUUGGGAAGUUAUUUCUUGGGGAUAUCAUUGGAGUUUCCGGAUUAGCGAGAAUGACUGAAUUCAAAGAGUUUGAUGUGUUUGCGUCAAAAAUGGAUGAUCAAUGUACUUGGAUGGCCACCAAAAUUCAAAUCUACUCAAGAAAAACACUUCUUAACGUAAGCUUUUCAUUGCUUUCUAAUGGCACGGCUGUUGUGAAGGAUCACAAUGAAGUGAUGAACGUCAUAAAUCCUGGAUCGCUUCGUCUGCAUCCUGGGAAAAUGUACACGGGGACAGCGUUUCUACCGGAGAAAAUAACUCGUCAUUUUACAAUGGAUCACGGGCGGAAUCAGAAGAAUCAAAUAAUCGCGAAAUGCUCAAAAGUUCAUCAAUACCCAAAUGCUCUUGGAUCCGUAUUCAACUUCAAAGAAUCUCUCUCACUGAAGCAUUUGAUAUUGGAGUGA
Messenger RNA from Caenorhabditis remanei, 831 nucleotides. RefSeq lists its product as uncharacterized. Bases 1 to 831 code for a protein of 276 amino acids. The record is from RefSeq and is a predicted model, not a curated record. The transcript has a single exon. Lineage: Eukaryota; Metazoa; Nematoda; Chromadorea; Rhabditida; Rhabditidae.